CAUGCUGACCCAGACAAAUAUCAGUUUCUCGGUGCUUUUGAUAAUUGGACACUUGAAGAGGAGUUAACCCUGCUGAGUGCUGUAGAAUCUUCCGGUCUUGGCAAUUGGUUAGUCAAUGUUAAUAAAGUAUGGCCGGCUGCCAAAUCAGGUACGGCGGCCGAUACGUAUAGGAAGCUACGUCUCAGCCUUGUUGACAUUUAUAACCACUGCCUUCUCGAACGGCAACGCAGACAUGACCUCGUGGCUGGGUUUGGCCUGCUGCCUUCCGCUCUAGCUGUUCUCUUUCCUGAUUUGCCAUUGACCCCUUGCACAUCAUGCUGUCAAUCGUCUGGGCGAUCCCUUAGCCAAUCCGCUAACAACCUAUCUAAACCAAUCGUAUCAACGAAAAAGCCCCGUAAAUCCGCUUAUGGGCGGCGGAGAAAAAGGCUUUAUGGACUUGCUUUGCAAAGGAAACUUGCUUUCAAACAGAAACUAAGUCGAGCUGGCCAAAGGUUUACUCCCAUUUGCAAACCAUCCAAUAGUCUUGGUGCAAAUAAUAAAGAACUGAGUCUCGGUGAUGUCAAUACGUCAGCCAAGAGUGAAGUUGUUAACGGUUUAUCAACUCGCAAUGACCCUUUGCAACUCCGAAGUGGAAGCUUUUUAUCUCUUCAUAACCGUGGUAUUGUGUUGCGCUCUCCGACAGUCGUUCCAUCGUCUCCGGUCUAUUUAAUAUCCGAAAUAGAUAGUACAAAUCUACCCAAACUAAGCAGUUCGUGUUCAUCUACUCCCUCUUAUUGUGCUGCCGAGCUAAUUUCCAAGGUAUUGUCCUCCAAUAACACUAAAUGUGGUUAUUUCUCUUCCGCAAAUUCUGAUUUCAAAUUAGCGCAUAAUCAGGAGGGGUCGGAUGUUUCUCUUGCUUCAAUGGGUAUCAAUAUCUCAAAUCUAGCUAAAUCACAAAAUUCAAAUGUGAGGCCCCAACUUCAGCCUAGUGGUCUUACCUCUCGGACGAAUUUGGUUGAAAACCCUGAUGACCAAACACCUCUUGUUGAUCAGUCGCAACCUCAAAGCCAUUUCACUUCGUCUGACUCGGUUGAUUCCGGAGUUGGAUCCUGUGAAUCCUUUAUCGCAGCCACUCCAGUCACUUGUUCUACUGGAAAACUUCCUCCAGCUAUUAAAGAUAUGUCUCCUGGGUGUUCGUAUCGAACUUCGCCAUUAUCUGCAAGACGGCAGAAAAGCCUCCGACAUCCGCGGAAGAAACAUACACAAGCAGCUGAUACUGUCGACCAGUUUGCUGUUAGCUCGCUUACUUGUUCUCAUGGAAACACUUUAUCUGCUGAUCUUGAUUGCUCCCCACACGGGAGUCUCUAUUCUUCACCACGACCAUUAAAGGUUACAGACCACUCUUUAUCCAAAUUUCAUUACUCUAUGUCUGAGCAUUGUACCCAGGCUACUCACAGUUCAGCAUUCAUCGGAUUCGAUCCUUCCACUUAUACCUCACGAGUUGCCCGUUCUAGCCCUCAUUCUAACCUCUCUCGAAUAGCUGGUGGGCGAGAUCGCUGCUCCUUUGUCGCCUCUCCUUCGGUAACCUGUUCUGGCCACUCCACUACAUUUUAUACAUCUGCUCAUACCGCUAGUAAACCAAUCCACUGUGAUCUCUUGUAA
Protopolystoma xenopodis is the source of this 1641-nucleotide messenger RNA. The record is from the annotation of a GenBank genome assembly. Lineage: Eukaryota; Metazoa; Platyhelminthes; Monogenea; Polystomatidea; Polystomatidae.